Messenger RNA from Lucilia cuprina (Australian sheep blowfly), 1084 nucleotides. Its product is annotated as origin recognition complex subunit 5-like. Gene Ontology annotation, biological process: DNA replication initiation; DNA replication. Gene Ontology annotation, molecular function: ATP hydrolysis activity; DNA replication origin binding. NCBI's taxonomy places the organism in Eukaryota, Metazoa, Arthropoda, Insecta, Diptera, Calliphoridae. Bases 134 to 1069 code for a protein of 311 amino acids. The transcript has a single exon. The record is from RefSeq and is a predicted model, not a curated record. Gene Ontology annotation, cellular component: nucleus; nuclear origin of replication recognition complex.
CCACCGUCGUUAAUGUAUGUCGGCGCAGGGGUCUGCCAAAAAAUGCAAUUUGUAUGUUUGGAUUUUUAGUUUAUUUGUUUUACGGUUUAAAAUUUUUUACAUAUUGAGAAGAUAAAAACGAUAGUAAACAACUAUGAUCGACAUUUUGGAAAACAAAUAUCCUUGUCGUAAUAGCUUCAUUAAAAAUCUUUUUGAUUUGAUUCCAAACAAGGAAGAAUCAUUUCCACCCGCAAUUUUUGUUUACGGACAUGCUGGAACUGGAAAAACUGCAAUUAUAAAAGAUUUUUUGAGACUUAUUAAAAAGGAGAAACAAAUUAAUUGCGUACACGUUAAUUGUGUUGAGUGUUAUACAUCGAAAAUCCUUUUAGAAAAUACUCUAGAAGAAUUAAUUUGCGAUAGUGGUGAUCAAAAUAUUCGAUGCGAUACUCUGAAAGAAUUUAUAGAACACUUGAGAAGCGUUAACAACUAUGAGCAAAAGAGCUAUGUUAUAGUUCUGGAUAAUGCCGACCGCUUACGAGAUAUGGAUGGAAAUAUAUUACCAUCGCUACUCCGAUUGCAGGAGAUGGCAGGUCUUAAUAUAUGUGUAAUAUUAAUAUCGCAAAUUCCAUUUGAAAAGUUUUACUCCAAGACUGGAUUAACUGAGGUGAUAACACUCCAUUGUCCACAAUAUUCCAAGGCAGAAACAUUAAAAAUUUUAAGUACACAGUUUGAAAUAGCUCGUCAAAUGCUAAGAAGCCACAUAAGAGCACAGGAUAUGGAUAAAGAAUUAUCACAAGUUAACAUUGUAAACGAAAUAAAUCAUGAUUUCUUUAAUAAUUACCUGAACAUAUUUUUGAGUGUAUUUUACAAGGCCUGUCGCGAUGUUCCUGAACUAAAAAUAACGGCAUGUAAUUGUUUUAUUACUUAUAUGGAACCAGUACUAAACAAAUCUAUUGAUAUAACUGAUGUUUCAAAACUUUGGCGUAACAUAGCGGCACCGUUACGUGCUGCAUUAUCACAGGUUUAUAUGCGCUACGAUAAAUCUGAGGUAAGUAUAAGUUCAGUGGUUUACCGGUUUUACAAAUACUGAUUUUAUCUAAUCCGG